GACCUGAAGAACUCCCGCAGGCGCAUGCACGGGUCCCUGUCCUCGCUGCCUUCGUCGAUCAUGUCCUCGCGCCCCGGCAGAGACAAGCGGCGCGUUAUAGACGACAGGGUGAGGAAAGGCGGGAGAGAUAACGGAAAGUCUAUUCACAAGCGAUUCCAACGCCUGGAGAGUCACGUGGUCACCCUGGCCCGCAGUGUUGCCCACCUGAGCUCAGAAAUGCGGACGCAGCACCUCAUGUUCCAGGAAAUCGAGAGCAUCCGCGGCGAGGUAGCAGCUCUCAGGACCGGCGGCGUAGGAGGCGCAGGAGGAGGCGGAGGAGGAGGAGCAGGAGGAGGAGGAGUGAGCGCGGGCCGAGGAGCUGCACACGUGUCCUGGGAGUCCUUCAGAGCGGGGAUUCCUGGCCUCUCCAACCCUGGCAGAGUCAAGAAGCUCACGCAGUUCUUCGGGGACGAGCCGCCCCUCGUCCGCAUAUUCCUGAGGAAGCUCGGCUACGAGAAAUACGCCGGCCUAUUUGAACAGGAGAAGAUCGGGAUGCUGGAGCUCCCUUAUCUCACGGAGGAGAGGCUGCAGAAGAUCGGCAUCCCCAUGGGCCCACGUCUGCGCAUCCUGCAGGAAGCCCAAGGACCUAUACGAAAAGAAGGGAACUUAAGUGUAUAUGUGGUGUAGAAAAGGGUCAUGUUGUGUUGUAAAAGAU
Penaeus indicus is the source of this 694-nucleotide messenger RNA. RefSeq lists its product as uncharacterized. The transcript has 4 exons. Lineage: Eukaryota; Metazoa; Arthropoda; Malacostraca; Decapoda; Penaeidae. The record is from RefSeq and is a predicted model, not a curated record. Bases 25 to 666 code for a protein of 213 amino acids. Gene Ontology annotation, molecular function: protein binding.